AUGACGCAAACUUGGACCUUUCCGGGAGUUGCCGUUGUCACAGGAGCCGGUGGUACAGGCAUCGGUGCAGCCACAGCAAAAGCGUUUGCUUUGGCAGGAUGUGAAAGAAUCGCAAUCACGGAUCUCAAUCCUGCCUCUUUAGAUCAGACCCGGGAGGCUAUCCUCGCUUCCUACCCUCAGACGCGUCUUCUAGUCAAGGCGGGCGACAUAUCCAAUGAGAGCUUUGUCGAGUCAUUCAUCCGCGAGGUGGUGGAUGCCUUUGGACGGCUAGAUUAUGCGGUCAAUUGCGCCGGAAUCCUAGGAGAUGCCAUGCGAACAACCGAGACAUCAACGGCGGUAUUUGACCAUAUCAACAACAUCAAUUAUCGGGGUGCUUGGUUCUGUUCUAGAGCAGAGUUGAGACAAAUGGUGGCACAAGAUCCCUUACCGAGCCAUGAUCCGAAUCGCGCUCCUCAGCGAGGGGCUAUUGUGAAUGUUGCAAGUCAGCUGGGCAUUGUGGGACGCCCUAGUGCUCCUGCGUAUUGUAGCUCCAAGGCUGCUGUCAUUGCGAUGACCCGCUCCGAUGCGAUCGACUAUUCUGCGGACGGCAUCCGUGUAAAUUGUGUUUGUCCGGGUGUAAUUGAGACCCCGAUGACAACGUACAGCGAGGAAAUUCGCGAGCACUUUCAGCCAGCAGUUGACAUUGCCCCAAUGAAGAGAAUGGGGAAGCCAGAAGAGGUGGCAGAUUCCAUACUUUUCUUGUGUUCGACUCUUGCCUCGUUUGUGCAAGGGCAUGCGCUUGUUGUCGACGGAGGAUAUGUAAUCAACUGA
This is a messenger RNA of Aspergillus tubingensis, 810 nucleotides long. Its product is annotated as SDR family NAD(P)-dependent oxidoreductase. NCBI's taxonomy places the organism in Eukaryota, Fungi, Ascomycota, Eurotiomycetes, Eurotiales, Aspergillaceae. The coding region runs from base 1 to 810 and encodes 269 amino acids. The transcript has 3 exons. The record is from RefSeq and is a predicted model, not a curated record.